CAUCCCCUAACGUCAUCAAUUUAUUUUAGUAAGAUGGCGAGCAUACUACUAUGGUCUCAACGAUUAGUUUACCAUACAUCAACGUUUACCAAAGCGAGAAUACCCAUGAGGUUCUUUCGGUCAUCAGGAAAGACAUGGAAAACUGAGGCUGAUGAAAAUACAGAUGAACCCAUACAAUAUUCAACAAGCAAAGCUGCAAAAUGGAAAGCUAGAGACACUUAUGGUGGACAAAGAGAUAUUCCAGAUUGUCAGCCUCUUGUUGUUACUUUGAGUGUUGCAGUUUUUAUGAUUUACUUUUGUAUUCUUAGAGAAGAGAAUGACAUAGAUGAACAAAUGAAGAAAAGCAUAUUUGAAAAAAUACCAACACUUAAGAAUACUCCAUUUGAAAAACCAGAUUAAAAUAAACAAACAGUAGAAAUAUUGUUGUUAUUAUUGACUUAGCUAAUCAGGUGUGUGUGAAGAUGAAAUCAUAAAACAACUAAGUUAUUUUAUAGAAUGCAACAUUUAUUAAUGAAAUAAAAAUAGGGUAAUGAAUUA
Molecule: messenger RNA, 537 nt
Organism: Limulus polyphemus (Atlantic horseshoe crab)
Lineage: Eukaryota; Metazoa; Arthropoda; Merostomata; Xiphosura; Limulidae
Exons: 2
Coding region: 34-399 (121 amino acids)
Source: RefSeq, a predicted model, not a curated record